Molecule: messenger RNA, 1250 nt
Organism: Syzygium oleosum
Lineage: Eukaryota; Viridiplantae; Streptophyta; Magnoliopsida; Myrtales; Myrtaceae
Product: protein SULFUR DEFICIENCY-INDUCED 2
Exons: 4
Coding region: 106-984 (292 amino acids)
Molecular function (GO): protein binding
Source: RefSeq, a predicted model, not a curated record
GAGACUCUCUCUCUCUCUCCUCCUCCUUCCAUUGGAGAUCGCAGAAGGAAAGCUCUCCUGCGCGAACAGAGCAAAGCGGCGGGGGGGGGGGGGGAGGGAGGAGGAAUGGGGCAGCGGAGAGGCGAGAAGCAAGAACCUCCGCCGUACCACGUGGUCCACAAGCUCCCCUCCGGCGACACCCCUUACGUCCGGGCCAAGCACGUCCAGUUGGUGGAGAAGGAUCCGGAUGCGGCGAUCGCUUUGUUCUGGAAGGCUAUAAAUGAAGGAGAUAGGAUCGAUAGCGCCCUUAAGGACAUGGCGGUGGUGAUGAAACAGCAAGAUAGAACAGAAGAAGCUAUCGAAGCGAUAAAAUCUUUCAGAGGCCGGUGUUCGAAACAAGCUCAAGAGUUGCUGGACAACAUUCUCAUCGACUUGUACAAGAAAUGCGGAAGACUCGAAGAGCAGAUAGAACUAUUGAAGCAAAAGCUUUGGACGAUAUACCACGGCGAGGCCUUUAACGGGAAGCCGACAAAGACGGCGCGUUCUCAUGGAAAGAAGUUUCAGGUCACUAUCAAGCAAGAGAUCUCCAGGAUACUGGGGAACUUGGGUUGGGCCUACAUGCAGCAGGGAAAUUUUAUGGCGGCCGAAGUAGUCUACAGUAAAGCUCAAAUCAUCGACCCUGACGCCAACAAGGCCUGCAACUUGUGCCAUUGCCUAAUCAAGCAAACACGAACUGCCGAGGCACUUUCAAUACUGAACGACGUAUUGCAGGGUGACAUGGUCGGAUCCGAUGAUCCCAAGUCACAAGCCCGAGCACAAGAACUAGUCAGAGAACUAGAAUCAUCGCAUGUAUCGCCUCAAUCGGGACAAGAGUCGGCAUCGAGCGUAGAAGACGCUCUCAUGCAAGGGCUGGACCAUUUGAUGAAACAAUGGACACCAUUUCGGUCGAAGAGACUUCCCAUCUUUGAAGAGAUCUCUCCCUUUCGGGAUCAGGUGGCGUGCUGAUGUAUAUUGUAUAUGAUGGAAAUGACAUUCAGUCUAGCCAGGGAAUGCCUUUGGGUAUAAAAGUUAGCAUGGUAGAGUCAAUGUGUGCUUGCCCCCACUUCGCAGGUCCUUUCGUGAUGCAUCAUGUUUGGUGGUGACAUCCGACAUAGAUCAUGGUCGACAAGGAACGUCGGUGUACAAAAUGUUUUGCGUCGCCUCAUGCCGUUAUAGCUUUCAAUGCCCUUUGUGCUGGGAUACGGGGAAAUAGAAUCUGCAGAGUUUGCCCA